AUGUCCACCUCAAACACAAACGACAGUAUCAGCACCUCGCGCUACACGGAUAAGCUGAAGAACACCCAUUAUGUGUUGGAAAACGAUCCUCUGCCUUCAGAGAUCCCCCAUGUCACUGAGAUCGGUGCUACAACCGCUCCAUUGAUGUCUGCUGCCUUCUUCAUUGGAGCCAGAUGCCAACCUUACAAUGACGAUUUCAUGCUGUGCCAAAAGGAGGCUAACGGAAAGGGUCCCAUUGACUGUUUGAAGGAGGGACGCAGGGUGACGAGGUGCGCGGCGUCCGUUUUGAAGGAUAUCAACACACAUUGCGCAGAUGAAUUCAAGUUGCACUGGAGAUGUCUCAGUGCCGGCAACUUGGAGUACAAGAACUGUAGAAAGGCGGAAACCCUGUUGAGCAAAUGUGUGUUUGACAACUUGAAGCUGGUCAAGACGAUCCCAGGAGUUGAAGAACAGAUCCAUCUCAAGGCCAAGCCGGUCUACAAACCCAUCGUUGAAGAUAGGGCUUCGAAGUUGGCCUUUGAAGCUGCCAAGGCUGAGGGAAAAAUCUAA
Molecule: messenger RNA, 549 nt
Organism: Kuraishia capsulata CBS 1993
Lineage: Eukaryota; Fungi; Ascomycota; Pichiomycetes; Pichiales; Pichiaceae
Exons: 1
Coding region: 1-549 (182 amino acids)
Biological process (GO): mitochondrial electron transport, NADH to ubiquinone
Source: RefSeq, a predicted model, not a curated record